UCUGCUUCCCAAAAUUCGAAGCCUACCCGUCUCCCUACAUUUUCUAUUUGCAUUUUGUUUCUUGUUUUUUAAAUUUUUUAAUAUAUAUAUAUAUUUAUGUAUAUCUUCCAUCACCUGGAUUCUUGGAAAGUUGGCCUCUCUUUUAUUUGCUAGACCCAUCUUCUUCUCCCCCGUCCUCUCUUUUCCUAUCAGCAGCAGUUUCUCAACUCCUCCAGGCCUGAUCCCCUCCUGAAUUGAAGGGAGGUAGCAGGAGGAGAUGGCUCAGAUGGUGGUGCCCACCAUGCAGUGCCAAAUGGCAAUCCCGAGCAAUUCGAUUAAAGCUAAGCCCAUCAUGACACCGAGGAUGUGGAACUCUCUGCUCUUACAUCCUCAGAGGCCCAGAACCAAGAAGAGUAGUAACUCUACAUUCAAAGUCCUUGCUGUCAAGUCCGAAAAUGAUGGUGUGGUUUCGAGAUUGGAGGGAUUGCUUAAUAUGGACAUCACUCCAUACACCGACAAAAUCAUUGCGGAGUACAUUUGGAUUGGAGGGACCGGCAUCGAUAUUCGAAGCAAAUCGAGGACAAUCCCGAAGCCAGUGGAACACCCAUCAGAGCUACCAAAAUGGAAUUACGACGGAUCAAGCACUGGGCAAGCUCCUGGAGAAGACAGUGAAGUUAUUCUAUACCCUCAAGCCAUUUUCAAGGACCCUUUUCGAGGAGGCAAUAAUAUCUUGGUGAUUUGUGAUUCAUAUACUCCAAGUGGAGAACCAAUUCCUACUAACAAGCGGUACAGGGCUGCUCAAAUAUUCAGCGAGCAAAAGGUCAUCAACGAAAUCCCUUGGUACGGGAUUGAGCAGGAGUACACCUUACUACAAAGAAAUGUGAAGUGGCCUCUUGGAUGGCCCGUUGGAGGUUAUCCAGGCCCCCAGGGGCCAUACUACUGCUCAGUAGGGGCAGAUAAGUCAUUCGGGCGUGACAUCUCAGAUGCUCAUUACAAGGCCUGUUUGUAUGCUGGAAUCAACAUAAGUGGCACCAAUGGAGAGGUCAUGCCCGGCCAGUGGGAAUAUCAAGUUGGACCAAGUGUUGGUAUUGAAGCUGGAGAUCAUAUAUGGUGUUCAAGAUACAUUCUUGAGAGAAUCACAGAACAAGCUGGUGUUGUGCUUUCUCUUGAUCCAAAACCAAUUGAGGGUGAUUGGAAUGGUGCUGGGUGCCACACGAACUACAGCACUAAGAGCAUGCGUGAAGAUGGUGGCUUCGAGGUGAUAAAAAAAGCAAUCCUCAAUCUCUCGCUCCGUCACAAGGAGCACAUUAGUGCAUAUGGUGAAGGAAACGAGCGGAGGUUGACCGGAAAGCAUGAGACUGCCAGCAUAAACACUUUCUCCUGGGGGGUAGCAAAUCGCGGCUGCUCUAUUCGUGUGGGACGUGAAACCGAGGCAAAAGGAAAAGGCUACUUGGAGGAUCGCCGACCCGCUUCAAACAUGGACCCAUAUGUAGUGACAUCUCUACUCGCAGAAACAACCAUUCUUUGGGAGCCAUCUCUCGAAUCUGAGGCUCUUGCGGCUAAGAAGUUGCAAUUACAAGUUUGACGGAUUCAUGCGCAAUCUCCGUGGUUCGCUGAAUCCAACUUAUUGCAAAGAACUCAUCAUUUGUCUCACAAUCAUUUCUCGUUAAAUCCUUUGUAUUUAGCCCCCCUCUGCCUUUUUUUUUUUAUUUGCCUCUCCUAGUUGGUUUGUCCAGUUUAUUUUUAUUUAGAUGCCCUUCUUUCUGAGGGAUUGUUAAGAAACUACAUUUAAUGGCUGGCAGUGAAGUGUCAGCAAGCUCAAACCAGCAGCAAUUGGACUUUUCCUGCUUCCAAUUUCAUGCCUGUGAACUACGAAUGAGUUUGAUUAUUAUGGGUUA
Molecule: messenger RNA, 1877 nt
Organism: Ananas comosus (pineapple)
Lineage: Eukaryota; Viridiplantae; Streptophyta; Magnoliopsida; Poales; Bromeliaceae
Product: glutamine synthetase leaf isozyme, chloroplastic
Exons: 14
Coding region: 257-1564 (435 amino acids)
Cellular component (GO): cytoplasm
Molecular function (GO): glutamine synthetase activity
Source: RefSeq, a predicted model, not a curated record